AUGGGGAACUGCCAAGCUAUUGAUAAUGCAAGUCUGGUAAUACAACACCCGAAUGGAAGAGUUGAGAGGUUGUAUUCCGCCAUCUCUGCCGCCGAGGUCAUGAAGCUCAACCCUGGUCACUACGUCGCUCUCCUCCUCACCACCACCUUAUACUCUUCCCGCCCACCUUCCACCUCCGCCCCCACCAAACAAAACCACCCUGGUUCCGUCGCUAACACCACGCAGCCCCUCCGUGUUACUCGAAUCAAACUCCUCCGCCCCACCGACACCCUCACCGUCGGCCAUAUUUAUAGACUCAUCACCACCAAAGAUGUGAUGAAAGGAUUAAUGGCGAAGAAGAAUGGGAAA
Messenger RNA from Cynara cardunculus var. scolymus (artichoke), 348 nucleotides. RefSeq lists its product as uncharacterized. The annotation marks the transcript as partial. The transcript has 2 exons. The record is from RefSeq and is a predicted model, not a curated record. Lineage: Eukaryota; Viridiplantae; Streptophyta; Magnoliopsida; Asterales; Asteraceae.